UGAAAUACUGAAAUGGUUUUUUUGAGGCCCAAUGAAGACUAAUGAAGCCUAGGCUAGGGUGAAGAAGAGGUGAAGGUACAAGGACAAUCACGAUUUAUUACGACUUUAAGCUACCAUACCACUGAGCCUUCUUCUUUCUUCCUUCUUCCUCCGCCAUUAAAGAAAAGCUUGAAAACACCAAGCUCCAAUUUCUCUACCAGAGUUAAUUAAUCCUUCUACAACAUAUACAUAUACACAUAGUUAAUUAAUCCUUCUACAACAUAUACAUAUACACAUACAUCUUAUGAUGGAAGAUGACGACGAAUUUGGAGAUCUUUACACAGACGUAUUAAGUAACUUUCCUUCAUCUACACCGUCAAUUCCACCGCCAAUUUCAUGCCUUCCGAUUGAUCUCAACCUUCAAUCAGACGACACAGAUGAUAUCCCCAAUUCCAAUUUCAAUAAAGAGAAACAAGAAGAAGAACAACAACAAGAAGAAGAAGAAGAAGAAGAGAAGGUUAGUUUCGUAAAUAAACAAGGAGAUUCCAGAAACCCUAAUCAAGAGAAUUCCAACAAUCAUAUUACAACAACAGGGAAUGAAAUUAGGGUUUUGGACUCCGCCGAUUUUAAUUUGGAAGGUGUUAAGAAGAGGGAUAAAGAUGAUACGAUUCGAUAUGAUGAGGUUCAUGAGCUUAAUUUUGGUUUAGAAGAAGAUUUAGGUUCGGAGCCUGUUAUACCUGGGCUUAAUAAUACUAAUAAUACUCUUCUUCCUGCUUCGGUGGCGGCACCGGUAUCGGUACCGAUACCGGCACCUGUUGUUGUUGGUGGUGGUGAGGAGUGGGAUGAUAGUGAGAGUGAUAGUGAGGAUGAUUUGCAGAUUGUGUUGAAUGAUACUCAUCAUCAUCAUGGUACUAUGGGUAUGGACCCUAAUGGGAUGAUGAUUCAUGGAAGUGAUGAUGAUGAUGAUGAAGAUGGUGAACCACUUGUUAUUGUUGCUGAUGAUCAUACUGCUGCUGUUGCUGCUGCUGCUGCUGCUGGAGGUGUGCAACCUGUGGAGGAUCAAGAGUGGGGAGACGAAGCUGGACAAUCUGCUGAAGGUAAAGAUAAUGCUGAUGCUGCUAAAGCGAAUGCCGGACUCGCUACUGCUCCUAAAAGUGGUUAUGCUCCUUAUGGGUAUCACCCCUUUCAUUCUCAGUUUAAGUAUGUAAGACCUGGUGCAGUACCUCUGCCUGGAGGACCUCCUGUUGGUUCAGGUGGAGCCCCUGGUCAAGUUCGUCCCCCAGCCAACAUGAGCCCUAUGGUUGGUCGUGGAAGGGGUGAUUGGAGGCCACCUGGCAUGAAAGGUCCUGCAAUGCAGAAGGGUUUUCAUCCGGGAUUUUGGGGUAGCAAUCAGCCUGGACGUGGUCUGGAAUUCACUCUUCCGUCUCACAAGACUAUUUUUGAUGUUGACAUUGAUAGCUUUGAGGAAAAACCAUGGAAAUAUCCUGGUGUAGAUGUAUCAGAUUUUUUCAAUUUUGGCUUGAAUGAGGAGAGUUGGAAGGACUAUUGCAAGCAGUUGGAACAACUGCGCUUAGAGUCUACAAUGCAGAGCAAAAUUCGCGUUUAUGAGAGUGGCCGUGCGGAACAGGAGUAUGAUCCUGAUAUGCCCCCAGAACUCGCAGCAGCUGCUGGUAUGCAUGACUCAGCGGAAAAUGUGGAUGCCACAAGAGCUGAUGGUGGACUAGGUGACUUGGCUAAAGCAUCUGCUCGUGUGCGGCCGCCAUUGCCAACCGGCAGAGCCAUACAAGUAGAAACUGGUUGUGGAGAGCGCUUACCCUCUGUUGAUACUCGGCCACCACGUGUCCGUGAUUCAGAUGCAGUCAUUGAGAUUGUAUUGCAGGAUUUUGUUGAUGCUGAAUCUACUGGUAAUGAUGCUGAAUCUGCUGGUAAUGAUGCUGAAUCUGCUGGAAAUGAUGCUGAAUCUGCUGGAAAUGAUGCUGAAUCUGCUGGAAAUGAUGCUGGAGAGCACCCAGAUAAUGAUUCUGCAAGAGAGGAAGACCAGGUAGAUGUGGUUGAUGAGGAUGGUCCUCAGAGUAGGGAUGUGUGUUUUGACAGUCGUCCACAGGGAUAUGAUGUUACAAAGGAGGAUGGUUCACGGAAAAGGUCGCCAGUCAAGAAUUCUCAUGCUGAGAUAGACGAUGAUGAAGGGGACAGAUCUUCACCUCAAAGAGCACUAAGUGAUCACCAUCUUGGCUCAAGAGAUCACGCUUCUUCCGACAAUGCUGGUUCACCAUAUGAGGAGAGAUGGACAAAGGAAAAGACACGCCAGAGAUCCCCUCACAUGUCAUCAGGUGAGAGUGCUUUGGACAGAAGAUCUGUUGAUUAUCAAAGGGAAGAUUCUGUUGAGAGCAUGGAAGCGAAGCAUAGUCCUGAGUCAUCCUCUGCUACUCCCAUAGAACAUGCUCGAGAAGGAAGUUUGGAAAGGAAAAUUGCCGAGGCUGAAGAUGUUCCAGAUGAUAUAGAGCCUGGAAAAAGUAAAGAAGACACUAAUUUGGUUGCUUCUAGUAAUACCUCAAAGGACAAGCAUAUUCAUCCCAAAAAACAACAAAAACUAAGUCAUCAAGUGGAGUUGCCAGCGAGUAAAGAAUUUGAUGAAGGGGGUGACUUUAAAAUCUCCAGAAGUAGUGACAACAGUAAAGGUACUGGAAGCAGCAGAGAUCAUCCAAAGUGGCGCGAGGGGGUUGAUGAGGAAGUUGUGCAAAAUGGGCGUUCCACUUACCUCGGUGAUGUCAAGAGAAAUCAUGGUGAUAGUGGACAUGAUUUACGGAGAAAAGAUCGUGAUGGGAGAAUGGAGCCCGAACGAAAUUAUAUGGUAGCAAAGGGGAGGGAGGAUCAUUAUUCUCAUCGAGAUUGGGAUCCUCAUGCCACCAAUCAUUUCCAUACAAAAUCAGAGAGUAGUGACCGGAGGAAAGAGAGGGAUUACACUGAUGUUAGUUGGCAACGGCGAGAUGAAGAUCCGCAUGGACGUAGGAUUAGGGCUGAAGAUAUUAGGAAGCAGGAGCGUGCUGAUGAGAUGGUAUCCAGACGUAGGGGUAAGGUUAGGGAAGUUGAUAGAAGUGACAAAGAUGAAUAUGUCCAGCCAAGAAAAGUUUUGGAUAAUGGCAUUUGGAGAGGUUAUCAUGACAAAGAUGCGGGUUUACGUUACAGGGAAAAGGAUGAUGUUUCAAAGAGUCGAUUCGAGAUCUUUGAUGAUCAUCACAGUAAGAGAAGGAAAGAUGACGAGCAUGCAAGAAGAGACCAUGUUGAGAAAGAAGACAUAUUGCUUUCUCAUAGAGACAGCAGCAGUACUCGUCGGAAGCGAGAAAGGGACGGGAUAUUAAAUCUAAGGAAGCGAGAGGAUCAGCCAAGGAUUAGAGACAACAUGGACGAUCAUCAUUCUGUUAGGCUUAAGGAUGAAGUUUGGGUGCAGAGGGAGCGGGCUGAGCAGCAAAGAGAUAGAGAUGAAUGGUAUCGUGGUAAACAAUCUUAUGAGGAAAUUUUGUCCAGAAGAGAGAGAGAAGAUGGACGAGCUCCUAUUAGGAGCAGUAGAAAUGUAGAAGAGAAGACAUGGGUUGGCCAUUCUCGUGGCGGAGAGGAGUACAAGGGACACGAUAAAGAUGCGGGAAGGCACGGUGACCAGCUUAAGAGGAGGGAGCGGCUUGAAGAGGAUCCAAGUUUGCAGCAUCGAGGAGGUGAGGAUGUCUAUGCACGUGGAAGUCAAUUUGCUAACGAGGGGAAAAGGUCAAGGCAAGAAAGGUCCAGUACUCGAAAUAGUCGUGCUGAUGCUUCAGAAAAUCAGAGGUUGCAUGAGAGAAAACACAAAGAAAAUGUCAAAAAGGCUAGAGAAUCUGAAACUCACAGCACUUUAGGGCAAUCCAAGAGACAUCAAGGAGAUAGAGGCAUGCCAAAUGAGAUGGCUGAUGUAAAGCGCAGGAGUGAACAAGCUAUGGGUGAGCAUGAUACCUCAUUGCGCAAUCUUACUAAAGAAGGCGGAGAUGAUGCUUCCUCCGAUGAUGAACUGCAUGAUUCAAAGAGAGGGAGAUCCAAGCUGGAACGCUGGACGAGUCAUAAGGAAAGAGAUUAUGAUGUCUACUCAAAGUCGUCUUCUUUGAAGCAUAAGGCGAUCUGCAAGGAUAAAAAUGCUGGCUCUGCAACAUCUUCUGGAAUUCAUGAUGAAUUUGCCAAGAAGGUCGAGGCUGUCGAUAGUAAUCAACCUUUGCCAUUGGCUGCAAUUAAAGAGGGUGGAGGUUCAGAGAAGGAAGGAGAUGAAAGACCAAUGGAUGGUCGACACCUGGAUACAGUUGAGAAAUUGAAGAGGCGCAGUGAGCGUUUUAAGCUUCCAUUGGCGAGUGAGAAGGAUCCACUGGCAAUUAAGAAGAUGGAGAGUGAACCUUUGCCUUCCUCUCAAAUUGACACUCCCGCACCCACUAAUGCAGAAGUCAAACAUGAGCGGCCUCCCAGGAAACGGAGGUGGAUAAGUAGCUAAAAGCGUGAGUAGAGAGGAAGAGAGCACAUUCAUUUAUUGUCCACUUGUCCCUGCUUUUGGCUUCUGGAUCGACCAGUUAGCUCUAUCCAGAACUGUGAAGAUGGUGUAUGUGUCGGCUUCAAGCUCACCCCAAGAUGUCACAUUACAAAUUAUAAGAUGGUGACAAUGUGCAGUCCGAGUUAAUUUGGUUCUUUCUAUCAGCGCUGCCUGCCACUGUAUGCUUUUUUAAAAAAUGUAGUGUGUAAAUCCUAAAUGUAUAACUGAAAUCUAACUAAAUCUGACAUUGAUGGUAUUGGGUGGCACAAGCAUAUGUGUAUUGUACCUUAAAUGGUGAUACCAUGUUAUGAACUAUUGAUGCAACCACAGAUCAAUUGCCGGAAAGAACCGCCCAUUGAUCGAAAAAGAAAGGACUCCACACAGGUCAUAGUGCAGGGUUUCAUCGUGAACGGAUAAGAAGCCAUUAGAGCUGACAACAUCACCAUAUUGUUACAGGAGCAUUGAGUGGUGAGUGAAAGACUGAAAGUCUGAGCUUCUGCUUGUUUUUGAAGCAGACAACUUCUCUCACAUGACAGUUUGUGGGAUUUCUUUUCUGUACUUUAUUGUAUUUCUAAUCUAGCUGUUCUCGUACACAGUAACAUUCUAGUCUGAAACCUUAUUUUGAUAUUUGCUUCGUUAUAGUACUAUAGUAUACAUUUGGAAAUUUCUUAUACAGCAACUUAAGGAUACGAGUUGCCUGAAAAUGAUACCCAAAAUUUUUUGUAACUUGUAAGGGUAUAUUCUUCUGUAGUCAUGUAGGUUUUUAGUGUAAUUUAUUUUUUUGUGGACAAGCGUGCCCAAAAUCUAAUUUAAUCUAUUAUUUAUUUACAGAA
This is a messenger RNA of Beta vulgaris subsp. vulgaris (sugar beet), 5352 nucleotides long. Its product is annotated as FIP1[V]-like protein. Bases 284 to 4483 code for a protein of 1399 amino acids. Gene Ontology annotation, biological process: mRNA processing. The record is from RefSeq and is a predicted model, not a curated record. The transcript is spliced from 9 exons. Lineage: Eukaryota; Viridiplantae; Streptophyta; Magnoliopsida; Caryophyllales; Amaranthaceae.